This is a messenger RNA of Filobasidium floriforme, 549 nucleotides long. RefSeq names its product ADP-ribosylation factor. Bases 1 to 549 code for a protein of 182 amino acids. Gene Ontology annotation, biological process: intracellular protein transport; vesicle-mediated transport. The transcript is spliced from 8 exons. Gene Ontology annotation, cellular component: cytoplasm; plasma membrane. Gene Ontology annotation, molecular function: GTPase activity; GTP binding. The record is from RefSeq and is a predicted model, not a curated record. NCBI's taxonomy places the organism in Eukaryota, Fungi, Basidiomycota, Tremellomycetes, Filobasidiales, Filobasidiaceae.
AUGGGUCUCAACUUCUCAAAGCUCUUCAACAACAUGUUCGGGAAGAAGGAGAUGCGAAUCUUGAUGGUCGGUCUCGAUGCCGCUGGUAAGACCACCAUCUUGUACAAGUUGAAGUUGGGAGAGAUCGUCACCACGAUUCCUACUAUCGGAUUCAACGUCGAGACCGUCGACUACAAGAACAUUUCCUUCACCGUGUGGGACGUUGGUGGUCAGGACAAGAUCAGGCCUUUGUGGCGACACUACUUCCAAAACACCCAGGGUAUCAUCUUCGUCGUCGACUCGAACGAUAGGGACCGAGUUGCCGAGGCCAGGGAAGAGCUCCAGCGAAUGUUGAGCGAGGACGAGUUGAGGGAUGCUCUUUUGCUCGUUUUCGCCAACAAGCAGGAUCUUCCCAACGCCAUGAACGCUGCCGACCUCACCAACAAGCUCGGACUGCCCUCUUUGCAGAGCCGACAAUGGUACAUCCAGGCCGCUUGUGCUACUUCCGGUGACGGUCUUUACGAGGGUUUGGAAUGGCUGUCGCUCAACCUCCGAAAGCGUGAGAAGUAG